Emys orbicularis (European pond turtle) is the source of this 729-nucleotide messenger RNA. RefSeq names its product nerve growth factor (gene NGF). Gene Ontology annotation, molecular function: nerve growth factor receptor binding; growth factor activity. Gene Ontology annotation, biological process: modulation of chemical synaptic transmission; neuron projection morphogenesis; nerve development. Gene Ontology annotation, cellular component: synaptic vesicle; dendrite; axon. The transcript has a single exon. Lineage: Eukaryota; Metazoa; Chordata; Testudines; Emydidae. The record is from RefSeq and is a predicted model, not a curated record. The coding region runs from base 1 to 729 and encodes 242 amino acids.
AUGUCCAUGCUGUACUACACUCUGAUUAUAGCUUUUUUGCUCGGCAUACAGGCAGCACCAAAGUCAGAGGACAAUGCUCCAUGGGGGUUUCCUGCAGGACCCACCAUUCCAAAUAUCCAUCGGACUAAAGCAAAUCACAUUCCCAAGGCAGCUCAACACACAGCCAAUCAUCACCUUGCUGGGAAGGUAGACAGCAGAGAAGCUGGACAGGCAGCAAACAUCACUGUGGAUCCAAAGCUUUUCAGAAAGAGACGAUUCCGGUCCCCUCGGGUUCUGUUCAGCACGCAGCCCCCUCCAGUGUUGGGGGAUGGACAGAACAUGGAGUAUUUGGGCAGUGCAGAUUCUCUUAACAGGACUAUUCGAACCAAGCGGACUGCUCAUCCUGUGCUGCACCGGGGAGAAUUCUCAGUUUGUGACAGUGUCAGCAUGUGGGUUGGGGACAAAACCACAGCUACUGACAUCAAAGGCAAAGAGGUGACAGUGCUGGGAGAGGUGAACAUUAACAACAAUGUUUUCAAGCAGUACUUUUUCGAAACCAAAUGCAGGGACCCUAAGCCAGUCUCCAGUGGGUGUCGGGGAAUUGAUGCUAAGCACUGGAAUUCCUACUGCACCACCACGCACACCUUUGUCAAAGCACUGACAAUGGAAGGCAAGCAAGCAGCCUGGAGAUUUAUCCGAAUCGAUACUGCAUGUGUGUGCGUGCUCAGCCGGAAAACAGUGAGACCUUGA